Punctularia strigosozonata HHB-11173 SS5 is the source of this 228-nucleotide messenger RNA. RefSeq lists its product as uncharacterized. NCBI's taxonomy places the organism in Eukaryota, Fungi, Basidiomycota, Agaricomycetes, Corticiales, Punctulariaceae. The annotation marks the transcript as partial. The transcript is spliced from 2 exons. Gene Ontology annotation, molecular function: monooxygenase activity; iron ion binding; oxidoreductase activity, acting on paired donors, with incorporation or reduction of molecular oxygen. The record is from RefSeq and is a predicted model, not a curated record.
CUUCCUCCUGGCCCCAAACGCUGGAUGCCGUGGAUAGGAAACGCGUUCAGCAUCCCGGUUGACCAUCCAUGGCUCGUCUACGAGAAAUGGCACAAAACAUACGGCGAUAUGAUAUACGUUAAGGCGUUUGGUGCAGGGAUUCUCAUCUUGGGAUCUCUGGAAGACUGUUCAGAACUGCUGGAAAAACGCUCAAGCAACUACUCUGAUAGACCUCGAUUCCCCAUGGUG